Lolium rigidum is the source of this 486-nucleotide messenger RNA. RefSeq names its product sigma intracellular receptor 2-like. NCBI's taxonomy places the organism in Eukaryota, Viridiplantae, Streptophyta, Magnoliopsida, Poales, Poaceae. Gene Ontology annotation, cellular component: endoplasmic reticulum. The record is from RefSeq and is a predicted model, not a curated record. The transcript is spliced from 2 exons. Bases 1 to 486 code for a protein of 161 amino acids.
AUGGGCGUCGUCUCGGCGGUGGCGGACGCGGUGGUCGUCCUGUUCUGCCUCACCAUCACGCUAUCAUUCCCGCUGUUCGGCGCGCAGAUCGUCCUCCCGCGCAACCUCUACCCGGCGCCGUUGCAGGACUUCAAGCGGUGGUACGCCGACGAGUUCGGCGACUACCUCCUGGCCCAGCCGCCGGCCUUCCUCCGCGGCCUCUUCUGGCUCGAGCUCACCUUUCUCUGGCCGCUCGCCGUCGCAACACUCUACGGCAUCCUCGCCCGCCGCCGCUGGGCUGCCACCACCUCCCUCAUGGCCGGCGUCUCCACCCUCACCUCCACGUCUGCAAUAAUUGGUGAAAUAUUGGGCUCAGGAAGGGCAACACCGAGGCUGCUUCAGCUGUAUGUUCCAUAUAUUGUGUUCUCUGUAAUUGCCAUUUUGCGUGGUCUCUGCUCAUGCUCGCCAUCGCUUGCAUCUUCUGCCCAGAAGAAGAAGAGGGUCUAG